UCACGUCUCCAGUCUGAAAGUCACGUGUCAGUAACCCACGUCGUCCGCUCACCAACUCUGUCCCCUUGGGUUUCUCUAUAUAUAACCCAAUCCAACUUCCUCUUCACACUCCUUUUAUUUAAAAUCUCACAAAACCAACAAGUUUUCCCAGCGAAAAAAAAAACAAUUUCGAACUUUUUUCCCUGGAAAAUUUUCCUACAACACAACCAAAUUAAAACUCAUUAAUCCUUGAUUAAAAGGUAAACCUCACAACAAUUAUUAUUCAAUAUGGUUAUAGAUUCAGAAACCAGUGGUAGUCAUCACCGUAGACUCACUUUCGCCGCCUUCUUAAAAACCGAUCUCUCCGCCCACGAAGAAGAAGAACAGAGCCAUGGUGCUGCUGAUGUCAUCAAUCCCAGUAGUAACAAGAGCAAGAACAAUCAGCAACGUCAAAGCAAUGCUUCGACCACGAGCGGCGACUCAUCUCCUAAUCAGGUUCGGUCUCCAUGGAACCAGACUUACUCUCCGUACUACACCGACACAACAACGACGCCUACUAUGUCACCGUCUCCGUGGAACCAGACUUACUCACCUUACUACAAGUCUCCGUGGAUAUACCAGACCCGAAACGUGGAUGAUGAUUCGGACAACGGUUUGAUCGGUACGAUCGUGAGACAAGAAGGUCAUGUCUACUCGUUAGCUGCUUCCGGAGAUCUUCUGUUCACUGGAUCCGAUUCGAAGAACAUUCGGGUCUGGAAAGAUCUAAAGGAUUUCGCCGGGUUUAAAUCAACAAGCGGUUUGGUUAAAGCGAUCGUGAUAACCGGAGAUAACCGGAUCUUCACCGGUCAUCAAGACGGCAAAAUCCGGGUUUGGAGAGGGUCUAAAAGACGAACCGGAGGUUACUCGCGAAUCGGAAACUUACCGACUCUUAAAGAGCUUUUAACGAAGUCGGUGAAUCCCAAGAACUACGUCGAGGUUCGUCGCCGGAAAAACGUUCUUAAGAUCCGACACUACGACGCCGUUUCGUCUCUGAGCUUGAACGAAGAGCUCGGUUUACUCUACUCCGGUUCGUGGGACAAGACUCUCAAAGUCUGGAGACUCUCCGACUCUAAAUGUUUAGAAUCGAUUCAAGCUCACGACGACGCGAUCAACACUGUAGCCGCCGGGUUCGACGACUUGCUAUUCACCGGAUCCGCCGACGGGACCUUGAAAGUGUGGAAACGCGAGCUUCAAGGGAGAGGGACGAAGCAUUUUCUAGUUAACGUGCUGAUGAAGCAAGAGAGCGCCGUGACGGCGUUGGCGGUUAAUUUAACGGCGUUAGUUGUUUACUGUGGAUCUUCUGACGGUACAGUUAAUUUCUGGGAAGGGAAGAAAUAUUUUUCUCACGGCGGGACUCUCCGCGGCCACCGUCUGGCGGUGCUCUGCCUCGCCGCCGCCGGGAGUUUGGUGCUGAGCGGCGGAGCGGAUAAGAACAUUUGCGUGUGGAGGAGAAACGGCGAUGGAACACACUCAUAUCUCUCGGCGUUGAUGGACCACGUGGGACCUGUGAAGUGUUUGGCGGCGGUGGAAGAGGUGGAGGAAGACGGCGAGGGGAGAUGGAUAGUGUACAGUGGAAGCUUGGAUAAAUCGGUGAAGGUGUGGCGCGUGAAGGAGACGGCGUCUUCGGUGAUUGGCUGAGAUGGGUUGAGGAGGAGGAGAGGUUACGCGCCGUAUUAGCGCGUGUAGAUACGGAGGAAUAAUCCGUGGGACAUGUGAUUCCUGCCUUAAUGGUCAAGGCAAGUUUUAUGGCCGGCAAAACUAAGCAGAUCAUACUACCAAUAGCAAACUGCCACGUCAUGAAAGUAUCUAAAAGGUUUGGAAAGUUCCUAUAGUUUAUUUGAUCUUCAUUGUAACUGCACAUAUUUGAUUCAGAAAAAGGGAAAACAAACCUUAUAUUAUUUCAUUCAUUGUAUUAAAAUCAUUUUGUUCAUAUACUAUAUAUUCGAUUCGUUUAA
Molecule: messenger RNA, 1973 nt
Organism: Brassica oleracea var. oleracea
Lineage: Eukaryota; Viridiplantae; Streptophyta; Magnoliopsida; Brassicales; Brassicaceae
Product: myosin heavy chain kinase B-like
Exons: 1
Coding region: 268-1656 (462 amino acids)
Molecular function (GO): protein binding
Source: RefSeq, a predicted model, not a curated record